Messenger RNA from Peronospora farinosa, 3315 nucleotides. The record is from the annotation of a GenBank genome assembly. NCBI's taxonomy places the organism in Eukaryota, Oomycota, Peronosporomycetes, Peronosporales, Peronosporaceae.
AUGGGAGAUAAAAAGUCGGGAAUGUUUGAUGUGAACUGGCAAAAAGUGUGGCCGGAUCGUAUGCCUGUGAUAUUACGUGAUUUGGCACCAACGAAUCCUUUUAAUCCACGUAAUUUAUGGCCUGAAGAACAAGAAGACGAGACGCAAUCAAUAGUUCAAUUCAUUACAAAGGACAAGAAAAGCAGUGGCCUUGUUAAGGAAGACAAGAUACUUCAUACUGUGACAGCUGGUACUAAAGUGAAAAAAGCCGAUUUAAUUCGUAUGCAAUUGGCAAAAGAUAAAGCUCAAAAACAAAGUAAAGUCGAUGAAGAAAAGCUUGCAAAUGUGAAAAAGUCCAAGAAUCUAUUGAAUAUGAAGAUGAUGACUCCUACAGGUCGUUUAAAACAAUUAUAUGAGAUUUUACGUGAUUGUUGCAAGAAAAAAGAGUAUACGGAUGCAGUGGAUACACUCUGGGAGAUCCAACGGACAAAGCUCAUGCCUGAACGCUCUAUUGUGGGACCGGAUGGACGGAAAAAACAUGACAAACAAAAGAAAAUGGAUGACAUGGAAGAUACGAAGUUACUAUUGGAGCUUAAUGCUGUUCACAAGAAGUACCGGAAAUACGUCAAGAUUAUUAAUGACUAUUUAAGUGGGAAAGACUUGAUCGAGUGGCAACUUACAGAGAUGUCGGACCGAUUGCCACCUCUUAAUAUGCACCACAUGAACAAGUUUAUUCUUGAUGAUUGGCAGCGUACGGUGUUGUCCCACAUUGACCAAAAUAACUCAGUUAUUGUGUGUGCACCAACAAGUUCCGGCAAGACGGUGCUAUCGUCCUACGUGUCGGUAGUAGGAGGCAAAGUGCUAUUCAUUGUCCCUACUGAUCCACUUGCAUGGCAGGUGGCAGCGCUGUUCCAGGCAAUGGUGAAAGGCUCCGUUGCUCUCAUCACCGAGGGGACCGUAUUCCUGCCUCCCGGAUUUCGUGUUGCUGUCGGUACUCCUCGUGCUGUGGAGUCGACGCUCAUUGACAUUGGCUAUGAUUUCCAGUACGCCGUGUAUGAUGAAGUUCACGACUUGAACGGACCGGAGGGUGACGCGUUGGAACGUAUCAUUAAGGCCGUGACGUGCCCCUUCUUGGCAUUGUCUGCUACGAUCGGCAAUGCGGAGAUGCUUAAAAGCUGGUGGGAGUCGCACCUUGCGCGUGAAGUUCACCUGCUCGAGUACAAGGGCCGUUUUAUUAAUUUGCAGCGUAUUAUCUGGUACGAAGAGGAGGCCAAAGAGGAGAGUGCCAAGAAGAAACAAGAAAUGGUGUAUCUGCACCCAUGCGCCGGUGUUACUCUGGACUACCUAAUGACCAUCGGUUUUGAUGCUGGUGACCUGGCGUUCACUCCUCGCGAUGCGUUCGCUUUAUGGCAAGCAAUGGAAAAGUUCUACUCGGCUGAUUUGAUUGAAGACGUGGACCCGCACAAGUUCUUUGAACUCGAGGAUGAGAUUAAAGCUGACACUGCAGCCCCCAUCACAUUGAACAAGAAGGACAAGAAGUCGAAGAAGGAUAAGAAGUCGAAAAAAGAUAAAAAGUCGAAGAAUGAUGACGACGAUGAGGACUAUGUUGUUGACCUUGGUAACCGCACUCACCGUAUCACGUUAAUGGAGUCUAAAAAGUACGAAGACAAGAUCAAGAAGCGCUUGGAGGAUCUCGCUUCGAAGGAGCCCAAGGCAACUCAGUCACUUCUUGAUUCCUUUGCGCCUCCAGCAAGUCUGCAGGACAUUACUGUGGCGCUUCACGACCCACGGGACAUCAACCCUUCUAGUUCGGUGGACGUGUACGCCCUCGUGAACCAGCUCUGCGCCAAAAAUCUUGUUCCUGCCAUUGCGUUCCAGCUUGACUCGGUUCGAUGUCGUCAGCUUUUCAAUCAGCUCCUGGCGUCCAUAGAGGCAGCUGAGACUGCAAAGUACCCGAAUUUUCGUGAAAAGGUGCAAAUUGAGUACGCCGAGUGGGAGAAGAACCAGGCGUCCAUGAAGAAGCGUGAGGCGAAGGUGAAGGCGAAGGGCAAGGAAGAGGACGACCGCGAGUCACAGGCAUUUGAGGAGAAGCCGCCUCCGGAUAUUUAUGCCCCUCAUCCCGAUUUUGUGUUGGGCCCCGCUAGUUCCCGCCUUACUGCUACCGAGUUCAAGGAAAUUAAGUGGCAGCUGCGUCGUGAACUGUCUGAAGACUCCGAUGAUGGACACGCGCUGGUGCGUUCGCUGCGGCGCGGUAUUGCUAUCUAUAACCAAAACCUGCCCGCGGCGUACCUCCGAAUUGUGCAAGCGCUUGCCCAGGCCGGUCGUCUAGCGGUCGUAUUCUCCGAUGACUCGCUUGCCUACGGUGUGAACAUGCCGUUCCGAACGUGCUGCUUCUGUGAAGAUACGGCGGACGAUGUCUUGACGUCGCUGAUGGUACAGCAAAUGGCUGGCCGUGCUGGACGUCGAGGUCUAGAUCGACAGGGUAACAUUCUGUUCGCUGGUCUAUCGUGGUCCCGUAUUCAGUUUUUAAUGCGUGGUUUACUGCCGGAUGUCACGGGUCGUAAGUCGCUGUACCCGACGAUUGCUUUGCAAAAGUUGCUUUCGAACAAUGUCACAAGUGACAUCAUGCAGCGCAUUGUUGCGCACCCACUAGAUGAGUACAUGGUCAGGGGGGCUACGCCUUCGUCGCCAAAGAAGCAGGAGUCGUACUUGACCAAGUCUGUAGAAUGGAUGACCCAAUUCGGUGUGACCAAACCGGAGUAUAGUCUCGCGGUCGAUUUGUCCGUCGCCAAGCUGGUGUGGGAGUGCCGCGAUGAUCCGUCGGAAGGGCUGGGCAUCUUUUGGAUCUUGGAGGUUUUGCUGAAAGAGUUUCACCACAAACCCGGUGACAAUAUUUCGUUUCAGCUUGCCCUGUUUAGCAUGCUGUUGCGUGUUGUUGGCCGCGAGAAGUUUCAUCCGGAGUACGCUCAUGGAGCGGAGCUCGCCCCUCUUCCUGGACAAGAGGAGGCUUGGGAGAAAGUGUCGGCGUUGCUUCAGACAUACGAGGACAAGCUUAAUGGGCUGGGAGAGAACGCACCGGAAGAACUGCGGAUGCGGGUAGCAUUAAGCGAUCCGUUGGACGGAUACGUCUUUCGCACCGUCGUGGAAAACUUGAUUCCCCCGGGGCUUGGCACAUCGCAGCUGAACCAGAUUAAGAAACGCCUGCGUCAUGUGGGCGAUCGCCUGCGUUUGAUGCACAAUUUGCUCAUGUACAGCGGACGUUACGGUGAACUGGAAGAGAUUGUGCGAAAGUGUUUCCGCCGCAUCAAGUGGAUCCUCAUCGAUUCGGAAGUCUAA